ACCGCAAAACUAAAAAUAAACCGAUUCAAAAAAAUAGUUUUGGCAUCACUUCAACAAUUUGUUUUUCUUUCCGUUCUGCAAUUUCCAAACGUCAAGAUGGCUGAGGUUGAUGAAACUCUUAAAAAGAAGCGUGCGUUCAAAAAGUUCACCUACCGAGGUGUUGACUUGGACCAACUUUUGGACAUGCCAAACAACCAACUUGUCGAAUUAAUGCACAGCCGUGCUCGCAGGAGGUUCUCCCGUGGUCUUAAGCGCAAGCCAAUGGCCCUUAUCAAGAAAUUGAGGAAGGCCAAGAAGGAGGCACCACCAAAUGAGAAACCCGACAUCGUCAAGACUCACUUGAGGAACAUGAUCAUUGUUCCAGAGAUGACCGGAUCCAUCAUUGGUGUGUACAAUGGCAAAGAUUUCAGCCAGGUUGAAAUCAAACCAGAAAUGAUUGGACACUACUUGGGAGAAUUCUCCUUCACAUACAAACCCGUUAAGCACGGUAGGCCCGGUAUUGGUGCCACCCACAGCUCUAGGUUUAUUCCACUUAAGUAAAAGAAAUCAUGGAGAACGUUUCAUAGUUUUAAUAAACUAACUUUUUAUAAAAAGAAAGUGCA
Messenger RNA from Eupeodes corollae, 602 nucleotides. RefSeq lists its product as uncharacterized. Lineage: Eukaryota; Metazoa; Arthropoda; Insecta; Diptera; Syrphidae. Gene Ontology annotation, molecular function: RNA binding; structural constituent of ribosome. The transcript has 4 exons. The coding region runs from base 97 to 540 and encodes 147 amino acids. The record is from RefSeq and is a predicted model, not a curated record. Gene Ontology annotation, biological process: translation; ribosomal small subunit assembly. Gene Ontology annotation, cellular component: cytosolic small ribosomal subunit; ribosome.